Macadamia integrifolia is the source of this 2602-nucleotide messenger RNA. RefSeq names its product rhodanese-like domain-containing protein 6. NCBI's taxonomy places the organism in Eukaryota, Viridiplantae, Streptophyta, Magnoliopsida, Proteales, Proteaceae. The record is from RefSeq and is a predicted model, not a curated record. Bases 16 to 1995 code for a protein of 659 amino acids. The transcript is spliced from 9 exons.
AACUUAACCAAACUUAUGCCAGGCGCCCGGCUUGGUAUUUUACUUUCGUUUCGGAACCCUGUAGCCCAACUGCGCGAGUGUGUGCCUGUCUCAGAGAGAGUGAGGGAUAUGUCACAGAAGGAAGAGGAGGGCGUCCUCCUUUACUACAAAUUCGUUUCUGUCCCGGACACGCAGGAGCUCGUUAGCUUUUACGAUUUGAACUGCCGAUCACUCGGUCUUCUUGGUCGAGUUCGUAUCGCUUCAGAUGGCGUCAAUGUCACGGUUGGUGGAAAAUUAUCCUCACUAGAGAAACAUAUUGCUGUUCUAAAGUCAAAUAACUUAUUUGAAGGAACUGACUUCAAGCUUGCAUCUUGCCAUUGCCCUUCAAAUGAAAUAAUCGCUGAAGAAUGUGGAUUCACCUCACUCUCUAUUCGAGUUGUCAAGGAACUAGUUACAUUUUCUUCUCAUCCUCUAUUGAAGUCACCUCAUAUUUCUAAUGCUGGCAAACAUCUCUCAGCAGUUGGGUUUCAUUCUGUUCUUCAGAGUGGUGGUACAGUUUUGGAGAACGAGGAUUCUACUCAGAAUAGAAAACUCAUUUUGUUGGAUGCAAGGAAUCUGUAUGAGACAAGAAUUGGGAAGUUUCAGACCCCAAAUGUGCAGACUUUGGAUCCGGAGAUCAGGCAAUAUAGUGAUCUUCCUGCCUGGAUAGAUAAUCAUUCUGAACAAUUGCAAGGAAACUGCGUGCUCAUGUAUUGCACUGGAGGAAUAAGAUGCGAGAUGGCUUCAUCAUAUAUUAGGUCAAAAGGUGCUGGUUUUGAGCAUGUGUACCAACUUUUUGGUGGAAUACAACGGUAUUUGGAACAAUUUCCGGAUGGUGGUUUCUUCAAAGGAAAGAAUUUUGUUUUUGAUCACAGAAUUUCUGUUGGAACCUCCGCCCGUGACAUUGUUGGAUCCUGCCUGCUCUGUGGUUGUGCAUUCGAUGAUUAUUCUUCAAGAAGCCGAUGCACUUAUUGUCGGAUGCUGGUCUUGAUCUGUGAUGGUUGUCAGGUAUAUGAUUGCACUUACUUUUGUUAUUCGGAUGAUAUUAUGGGUCAGGGAAAGGAUAGUGCCUUAUAUGUCUGUGAGCUCUGCCAGAAACAUAGUAAGAGACGACAAAUGGAGGAUAACGGAUGUCCAAUAGAAUCAACUCCAGAUGAUAACUCUGAAGUUGUUGGUCUUGAAUCUUCUACCUUGUCUGAUUGUACGACAUUGCUUUCUAAAGUCCCCUGGAAACAUGAUUCCAGGUCUUCUAGACGUCUCCGAAUACUUUGCUUGCAUGGGUUUCGGCAGAAUGCCUCAAAUUUCAAGGGCAGAACAGCAUCAUUUGCCAAGAAACUAAAAAACAUUGCAGAGCUUGUUUUCGUUGAUGCACCCCAUGAGUUGCCCUUCAUUUAUCAAUCUCGUCAAGCCGAAACUUGCAACUCUUCACCAGUACAACAAAGUCCACCACCAGGGGAGAAGUGCAAGAAGAGGUAUGCUUGGUUGGUUGCACCCGAGUUCAUUGGAUCAAGGGGAACAGAUUGGGAGAUGGCGAGCGAAACAUUUGAUCCUCUACAGUACCAGCAACAAACUGGUGGUUUUGAUAUAUCACUAGCUUAUCUGGAGACUGUCUUCUCUCAGAAAGGGCCGUUUGAUGGGAUCCUGGGAUUCUCACAGGGAGCAGCGAUGGCUGCCGCAGUCUCUGCAGAGCGAGGAAAAAUGGCUGGUGAAAUUGAUUUCAGAUUUGUGAUUUUAUGCUCAGGAUUUGCUCUAAAUUUGUCUCAAGUCAAGCCAAGAUCAAUCAACUUCCCCUCUCUUCAUAUUUUUGGGAAUGGCAAAGGUAAAGAUAGACAGAUAGCAUGCCACACCAGCAAGGAGCUUGCUGGGUUAUUUGAGGAAGGCUGCUCAGUGAUCAUUGAACAUGAAUCAGGCCAUAUAAUUCCUACGCAGUCUCCUUAUAUUGACCAGAUCGAAGCUUUUCUUCAGCGUUUUGUCUGAUUCUUGCAGGGAUUUCAUUUGAUGUGCACCCGCCACAUCUUUGUUAUGUAAGUAAGCUGGACAUUAUUUUUGAGGCCUCGAGAACGGUAGCCUCAACACAUGAAACGUAACAAAUUUCCUGUUAUCAUAGUUGUGACGGUAGUUCAGGCAGGAUGUACAAGACACAAGUCUCUGGAUAUUUAUAUGAGGAUUUGUCCUUGCAAGAGUUUCAACAGAGUAUUACUCUUCUAGCUGCCGCAGGCAAAACAUGGGCCUGCACUGUGCAUACGAGGCUUUGAACCGGUUCUUCCUUGCCCAUGACAUUCGUCUCUCUGCAGCUCAGGAAGGGGGUGGUGGUUUGGGUUGGUUUGGGUUGAGUUCCUCGUACUUUUUAUGUAAUGUUAGUGCAUUUAAAAAACUGGGUAAUUUCAAGCCUCAAAUACAAAUCUUCCAAUCUUUUAAAGUAGGAACACACUGGGAUAAGCCAUUGAAGAAUUUUGUUCUGAUUCUAUUUUGAUUUUGAUCAAUUUCUUGUAUGCUUAUGGCAACCCUUCAAUACUGCGAGAAUAACAAAGAAGCAUGAUAUUGCAGGGUAUGAAGAAAAUUACAUAAAAAUUGAGGUACUAAA